UUAUUAUUAAGUUUACAUUAAAAAUAUGUGUUCUAUCGAAGAAAAAAUAUCUGAAUAUGGCCAAAAACGAGACACUAAUGCUCUUCAUCAACUUAUAUCAACAAUCAACGAAGACGAAUUAAUUAAUCUGGUUAAAAGGAAAAUAAAUAAUGCAUGCUUUAUUGAUACUUGGACAUACAUACUUCAGUCUUUUACAAAUAAUACAAAAUGUCAUAAUAAAAGGUAUAAAAUGAUUCAAGCUACUCUGAAAGAAUUGGAAGAGAAUAAUGUGACAAACACUAGUAGUAAUGCCAUAAUUAAUCGAUUAUGCAUAGAACUUCCAAAGUUUAAAUCAGAACAUUUGGCUGAACUCUGUACAUUUUGUCUAGAAUGCAUACAGUUGAGGAAAACUAUAAAGAUGACAUGGAAGGAUCUGCUACCUGAAUUGUUAAAUAUAAUAGUUGAAAGGGAUCGAUUUGAUUUUAAUGACAAUGAAUAUACUGGAGCAGAAUAUAAAUCAGACUUUAUAAACUCUUUAUGUAUGUCAACUUGGUCGCCUAGUAUUGUUACAUCUUUAAUGGCAGUGUUCAUAGAUAUGCCCUUAACAAAAGAAGAACAUUUAAAAGUUGUGAACAAAUUGGGAAGUUUUAUAGAAAAAAUGACUCCACAAGAAAUUCCUGCAUUUAUACAUCAACUCCUAAGAUUAUGUAAACAGUACAAUGGAAAGUCUAUAUUUAUAAGACUUCAAAGUUACUUUGGAUUGCGCAUAUAUAAUAAUGCGAAUUUAAAUUCUGAUAGCUCAGAAUCCAACGAUUUUGAUGCUAUCGAGAGUACUAAUAAUCAGGAUACGAUAGAAGCAGAAAGUACUGUAUUAUAUCAUAUCCAUGCUGCUGCAUCUUUAGGGCAUGAGUGCAUUAAGGAAUACUUAUCAUCUUUAAAAAAUAUUGUAAAAUCACCAGAGUUUGUACUACAUCCGUUCCAGCUUAUGACUCUCUUCACAAUAUCUACCAUUCCACAUUAUGAAGAAACAGUGUUCGACAUCGUCCGACAAAGUAUCGUUAGAUAUUAUAACGAAGAACAAAAGAAACUUAACUCCUGCUGGUUUCGGGAUAUGGUGCCAACGAUGAAUAAACUAGAGGAAGUUUUUGGACAAGUUGUUCAUUUCAGUUUUGAAGAUAGAGAUUUGGUUCUGCAAGCACUUGUAGGUUUUGGAUUUACCUUGCUCGGUGUUGGAUCUGCUUUAGGUAGAGACCCUAUAGCCGAGAAACAGUGGACAUUAGGGAAUAUUAUAUUGCUGAAGAUUAUUAAAAGAAAAAGACAAAUUGCUGCUGUUAUAAUACAAUCUCUUUGUAACCACAUAGUAACAAGACAAGCUGUUUCACAAUAUAUUGAAUUAUUAUACCUCUUAAGUAGAACUUUGCCAUUACUAAUGUUGGAAAAUCAGAGUUGCGUUGUGGAGUUGAUGGAGAGCCUAGGGCAAAUUCCAGGCAGUACUGCAAAUCAGUUACUGGAUGCUCUUAUUCCUUUAACAAAGGUUUCCCCAACACUUCGUGACCAUCUCAUAAUAUUAUUAAGGAAAGCAUUAUAUUCAAGGGUUACAGAAACAAGGCAAAUGGCAGUAAGUGGCUUCCUAAAGCUAUUGACAAAUUUGAAAAUAUCUAACAUGGCUGUUCUGAGUCAGUCGAGUAAUAGCACAGGUUCAUUUUCUUCCGGGCACUCGCUGCUUACUCAGAUAUCGAUGAAUAGAACUACACAGUCUAUAGGAUCUAGUACGUUCAGCAACGAGGCAUUGUGCUUAGAAGUGUUGAGCAUUUUAAAGCGGUGUUUUAUGCAACAAGUUGAAGUACGAGCCCAACUAUAUGAAGGGCUAUAUGAUGCAGUUUGCAUGAAUCCAGAAUUGGGUGUCCCUAUUUUGGAUUUGAUCUGGUUUCAUUUUAAAGAUUAUUAUGUUAUGGAUGAAGAUGUUCUGCCUCCUCUGAAUUUCAAUAAAAUUGCCGUGACAAGAGAAAUGGAAUCUGCGUUACAGGAACCGUUGGGGAAAUUAGUAUACUGUACAGGACUAAUUGUCACAAAAGUAUCAGAGUCAGAGGAGGAUAAAGAAAAUAGCACCGUUAUUAAAUUUAUCAAUAUUUUAGAUUCUUUGUGUAAGAGAAUGAUAAAUUGUGAAUUAAUUCAUUUGGAAUUGGAUAAUGGGACAGAUUUAUUGGACAUCAUUCCAGAAUCUCAAGAAAAAGUUCACAUUCUAAAGGAGGCGAUGACUGUGUAUGAAGCAUUGAUUGGUUAUAAAAUAUGUUCCUGGAAUAAACAGUCUGAAAAUCAUGGACAAACCAUUAACAGCUUGUUUCAGGGUUACAACAGAUUGCUCCAUUUUGCGAAGACCUUGGCAAAACCAAAAAAGGGGGAUGCCAAAAAGAAGAAACUUGACAAAACAACACAGCAAACACAAUCUGACGCAACGCUGAAGAAAGACAAACAGAAAUCGUCAAAACAACUUAAGAUUCCCGAUACUGUAUUCAAUUUUCAAGUUAUUAAAAGGGCUUUGAUACUAUUGCACGAGCCCGUUAUUGAGUGGGUAACAAACGUUCAUGUUGUGACAAUCAAAACCAAAUGCGAUCUGCACCAACACGUCAUGCAAGCUACAAUUUUUCUAGUUCAAAAUGUUAGGCGAUUCAAGGGAAUUGAUGCACGUUAUAAAAAAGCGUAUUACGAUUACAUUACUGAUAUCUCUAGUGUGAUAUUUUUAAGAAUUAUCAAGAGACUGAAUGAAUUUGUCGACUUUGACUGUACCACGGCAGUUUUGGCGAUGGAAUGUUUUCAUAUAAUUUUGACCCUAAUAACCAAUCAAUAUAAAAGUAACCUGAAGUCAUUUUUGAAUAAAGUAGCUGGAGAAGAAAAGAGUUUUGUGGCUCAGUUGACAACGUUUGUUGAACUGUAUCAAAAAUUAUUUGAAACUGAUGAAGAAGAUAUCAGCCAUGAUCCCGAAGUAAAGAAAUUAUCGCUUACCGUUAUAAGCACUCUCAGCACACUCGCUGGUCAAAUACCUAGUGACAGUAAUGCCUUAUCUAUUCAGAUGUGCGAAUGGUUGAAAAAAAUUGCUUGUCAAAACACUGUUCCUAGUAAAGUUUCAAGUAGUUUUGUAAAUCUGCUAUUUGAAAUGCACAUAAAAUAUAAAGUUAGUUUGACAAUUUUUGAACAUAUUUCUGUCAGCAUUGGAGACAUCACUGGUGUUUUAUUAACUCAGGAAGACCAUGACGAAAAUUUUACACUGAUAAAUGAAGGAACUGUACAUGGUAUACUUUUAUCAUUGUGUAAUUAUAUUAAGGCAAUAUUGGAGGACACUGAUGCUGUAAUAGCACGUUUAAAAUCAGAGUAUAAUAUUUUGAUAUAUCCUGGUGUAGAAAAUGUUGAAAAAAAAAUGGAAAACUUGAGAAGGAAGGAACUGGGUGUUUGUUGUCAGCUUUGCUUCGUCGUUACCGUCUUAACAAAUUUAAGUAAUCUAGCUAUCGAGUCGGGAAAUGAAUCGGAAGCUGUUUUUAAAAACGACAUGCUUUUAUUUUCCACACUAAGUUCACUUACCAAACAUUUUGGAGUGAGAUCUUCAAAAGCAAAUUUGGCUUUUCAAAGAGCAAGAUUUGAGAGGUUGGUAAAACUAGCCGGCAAACAGUUAGCACCUGCGGUGUAUAAAUUUAUCUUACAUAUAGAUGAAAAUCAAAGAAAAAAGGUGCAACCAACUCAAAAGAAGAAAAAUAUCGAAUCAAGCACAUUGAAAAGUAGAGUUCUCAGGGAGACUAGACUCAUUCCGAAAGUUAUAUACGAAAUAGAACAGUUCAGUAAAACUAUCUUCCAGUUGUCAAAUAAAACAAAAGUGGAUUUAGCAAAAUAUAUCGGACAGGGGAUUUCAAGAGAUUUCAGAAUAUCAGAAAAAGAGCUGAAACAAGCUUUGGAGGGUGGCGGUAAUCCAGAUGUAACAGUUAGUACUCAGUCUACAAGAACAGAUGUAAGCGAAGAGGAAAAUAAUGAAGAUGAUGUCCGUGACACUAAUGACAAGGAAGAACAGCCUCCCCCUAAAAAAAAAUCCAGAACUUAACUUUUAUUAAAAAUUAAAUCUGUUACA
Messenger RNA from Anoplophora glabripennis (Asian longhorned beetle), 4093 nucleotides. It is a transcript of the gene FANCI, whose product is annotated as Fanconi anemia group I protein. The record is from RefSeq and is a predicted model, not a curated record. Lineage: Eukaryota; Metazoa; Arthropoda; Insecta; Coleoptera; Cerambycidae. The transcript is spliced from 18 exons. Gene Ontology annotation, biological process: DNA repair. The coding region runs from base 26 to 4066 and encodes 1346 amino acids. Gene Ontology annotation, molecular function: DNA polymerase binding.